Penicillium roqueforti is the source of this 978-nucleotide messenger RNA. RefSeq lists its product as uncharacterized. The transcript has 4 exons. NCBI's taxonomy places the organism in Eukaryota, Fungi, Ascomycota, Eurotiomycetes, Eurotiales, Aspergillaceae. Gene Ontology annotation, molecular function: arylformamidase activity. The record is from RefSeq and is a predicted model, not a curated record. Bases 1 to 978 code for a protein of 325 amino acids.
AUGACGAAAGCAACUGAAGACGCAAUGAUCUCGUUUGACUCCCUUCCACUAGACCCAACAGGCCCACGAGGGAAUGCCUGGGGUCGAUUUGGACAAGAUGACCAACUUGGGACAUUGAACCUGCUCACCCCCGAGCGGGUUGUCGAAGCCGCCAAGGAAAUCAAAACUGGCGUGCGAAUCUCUCUUGACUGGCCGUUGAGCAUGCCUUCGUAUCCAAGCUUCAAUCGCAAUCCAUUUAAGCACGAGCUUAUUCUUCGGAGUCCAAAUUGUAUUCAUGAUGACACCUUGGCAUUCAAUAGCCAGGGGUCUACCCAAUGGGAUGGAUUUAGACAUUACGCAAACCAGAAAUCCAGGCAGUUUUAUAACGGACAUACCACGGAAGAGAUAGAAAGCUCGGACAUCAUUGGAAUUCACUCCAUAUGUGAACACGGUGGAAUAACAGGUCGCGGCGUCCUCCUCGACUACGCAGAAUGGGCCACCACAAACUCAAUCCCCACCUCCGCCCUCAAAUCCGAGACCAUUACCGUCGAAAACCUGAAACGAGUAGUCAAAGAUCACAACCUCAACUUUCAAAAGGGUGACAUUCUCUUUAUCCGCAGUGGCUUCACGGCUGCAUACAACAAGCUGGACGACCAGCAGCGCAAGGACCUAGCCCUCCGAUCAUCGCCCGAUUUUAGCGGUGUCGAGGCGACAGAGUGUAUGGUACGAUGGUUAUGGGCGCAUCAAUUCUCUGCUGUCGCUGGUGAUGCGCCGAGUUUUGAGCGUGCGCCUAUUAGAGGUGCCCAUGCGGACCCGAAUUUCAAUUUACAUGAGUGGGUGCUGGCGGGCUGGGGAACUCCUAUUGGGGAGAUGUUUGAUUUGGAGAAAUUAUCGGAACAUUGCAAGGCUAGUGGACGCUAUAGCUUUUUCUUGUCUAGUAUGCCUUUGAAGGUCAUCGGGGGUGUCGCUAGCCCGCCUAAUGCGUUUGCUAUUUUCUAA